Molecule: messenger RNA, 990 nt
Organism: Heterobasidion irregulare TC 32-1
Lineage: Eukaryota; Fungi; Basidiomycota; Agaricomycetes; Russulales; Bondarzewiaceae
Exons: 6
Molecular function (GO): methyltransferase activity
Source: RefSeq, a predicted model, not a curated record
GCACUGACAUUUUUUCUACGUUGCGUUCUAGGCGGGCUCCAUCUUGCGCUGGAACGGAGCACCAUUCGGGGAAAGGUCGUGCGCGCCUUUGACUGGGACCAGACUGCCUGCCAAGUCUACAGCGCGAACCGCGGUGCGGAUGUCGUCCAAAAGGUCGAUAUCUCGACACUGGGGGCGGCCGAGCUGGCGCGGUACGCAGCUGAUCUAUGGUUGCUGUCGCCGUCCUGCCAGCCGUAUACGGUACUGAACCCCCUCGCGAAGGGCGCGGCGGACCCCCGCGCGCGGUCUUUCUUGCACCUCGUAGAGAAUGUGCUACCGCCGCUCGUCGCGUCCGGUGCCCACCCGCACUACCUGCUCAUCGAGAACGUCGCAGGAUUCGAGACGUCGAGCACGAGGCAAGUGCUACUACAAACGCUCAAGGGCCUCGGAUACGCCACGCUCGAGCUGCUCUUGACGCCAUUGCAGCUCGGCAUCCCGAACUCGCGCCUCCGGUAUUACCUGCUCGCCAAAAUGGCACCACUGACAUUCAAGUUCCCUGCGGACGGCGAGCCUGAGCGCGAUCGCGUAUGGCGGCAUAUUCCCGGGCGCGGUGCAGACUGGGACCAACGGCACCAGCACGCGAUACCAGACAAGGUGCUGGAGAAGUGGGGCCGGUUGUUCGACAUCGUGGUGCCGUCAGCACGCAGAACGUGCUGUUUCACGCGAGGCUAUACCCAGCUCGUUGAGCGGGCGGGAUCGGUUUUGCAGGAGAACGAAGCCCUUGAUGCGGCGGAAAUUCCAGGAGCGGUUACGCUUCUGCAUCCGCUGCGGCUCCGUUAUUUCUCGCCCAAGGAGCUGUUGCGGCUGUUUUACUUCGAGAGCUGCAAGGAUGGCGGGGAAGGGGUAUUUCAGUGGCCAGAGAGGGUGUCGAGGAAGAGCCAGUACCGGCUGAUAGGGAACAGUGUGAAUGUGCGGGUUGUGCGGGAGCUAAUAGACUUUCUGUUUGAGUGA